Messenger RNA from Ramularia collo-cygni, 438 nucleotides. RefSeq lists its product as uncharacterized. The record is from RefSeq and is a predicted model, not a curated record. The coding region runs from base 1 to 438 and encodes 145 amino acids. The transcript has a single exon. NCBI's taxonomy places the organism in Eukaryota, Fungi, Ascomycota, Dothideomycetes, Mycosphaerellales, Mycosphaerellaceae.
AUGCCUCUGUUUGGAUGGCAUUGCCCAGCGACAUCAGAAGACGUCGGUGUGCGAGAGAAUGCUCACGUCCAGGCCGGACACUGCGGCCUCACCGCUGCGGGGUCCAGGCGCCCAAUGUCCAAAGGAGCGGCGAGCAUGCCGGUGUGCUUCAAGGAGCCGGCUGCAGACGCCACGAAGUCUAGGAAGAGCAGACGGACAGCGCUGACAACGGCACGUCCCAGCCGUAUACGGCGCUCACCAAAUCACUUGCGUUUCCAGGACGUCAAGACAGGCCACCCCAGUCCGGWUGAUCGUUUACCGAGCCUAUACCGCACAGAAUUUGCACGUYGCGAAUUCGAGAGCAUUCUUGUGGCUGCCCUGUCGAGUCGCAAUCGUAUGCAUCACAUUUCUUCCGCGAUCCUAUCGCAUAUGCCAAGCGAUGCCGCGGACGCGGAGUGA